AUGCAGCACCGCGGGCCCUCCGUGUUGCUGUUGCUGCCACUGUCCCUGCUGCUGCUGCUGCUGGGGGCAUCCACCGCUGCUCCUUUGGCGACCAGACCCUCCAAGGAAGAGCUGACCCGCUGUCUGGCAGAGGUGGUCACAGAAGUGCUGACGCUGGGUCAGGCCCAGCGAGGCCCCUGCACGACUCUCCUACACAAAGAGAUGUGUGAGACAGAGCCCUACGGCUGUGUGUCCACCGAGGAGAAAGGCCUGCUGGUCGGAGAGUUCAAGAAGCGGGAAGCCGGGGAGACGAGGUCCAGCCAGGAGGUGAGGGAGGAGGCGGCAGCAGCAGAGAGGACCCACGAGUCUGAGGUGCGGGAACAGGCCAUCGGCGAGCAGCUCCACAGCCGGCUCCGCCAGGAAGAGGACCAUGAGGAGGAGGAGGAGAGGGGGCCCGUGGAGACCUUCGAGGGCCUGUGGAAGCAGCGGCUAGAGGAUGGUGGGGGCCCCCAGAAGCGGGUGGCAGAGCAGGCCAGUCACGAGGAGACGGCCCAGUUCGAGGCCGAGGAGAAGGGUGUGCAGGUGCUGGGCGGGGGCCGCAGCCUGUGGCAGGGGGCUGAGGGCCGGGGCAGAGAGAAGCACGAGGAUUUGCUGCGCCACCGCCACCACCAGCCGGAAACCGAGUCCCAGCAGGAGGAGAAGGAAGAGGCUUCAGAGAGGGAGGAGCAGGAUGUGGAGCGGCUGGAGCACGUGAGAGAGGAGCUGAAGAAGGCCACGGAGAUGCUGGGGGAGGAGCUCAGGAGGGAGGGCUGACUCCUGACCUCAUGUCCUCCUUCCUGACUCAUCCUAUGGCUUAGGACUGUUGACCCCCAAAGCCCCCACCUCACCUGGUGCCCCACUCUACUCCCUAACCCGCAGGAGUGGGAGGAGUACCUUGGAACCAGCCUGAGGGGCCAAGUCUGUGCUGGGGAGAGGGGCUAGGCUCAUACUGACUCAGGAAACACUCCGCCACCCACGAAACCCACUCCAACCCUUCUGAGUGAAUAAAGUACAAAGAAAA
Miniopterus natalensis is the source of this 1039-nucleotide messenger RNA. RefSeq names its product coiled-coil glutamate rich protein 2 (gene CCER2). The record is from RefSeq and is a predicted model, not a curated record. Lineage: Eukaryota; Metazoa; Chordata; Mammalia; Chiroptera; Miniopteridae.